Sphaerodactylus townsendi is the source of this 2308-nucleotide messenger RNA. It is a transcript of the gene HSPD1, whose product is annotated as heat shock protein family D (Hsp60) member 1. Gene Ontology annotation, cellular component: mitochondrial matrix; mitochondrial inner membrane. Gene Ontology annotation, molecular function: ATP-dependent protein folding chaperone; protein-folding chaperone binding; ATP binding. The record is from RefSeq and is a predicted model, not a curated record. Lineage: Eukaryota; Metazoa; Chordata; Lepidosauria; Squamata; Sphaerodactylidae. Gene Ontology annotation, biological process: T cell activation; positive regulation of type II interferon production; protein refolding. Bases 146 to 1858 code for a protein of 570 amino acids. The transcript is spliced from 12 exons.
AUGCGUCCACGCAGGUUCCGGGGCGGCCACGGCGGGAGGGCUGAAGGGGCGGGGCGGCGAGAGGGGCCGGCCGGAGCGCGAGGGAGAGCCAGUUUGCGCCCGCCAGCCCCGCACGCAGCAGCAGCCGCCUCGCCCGGCCGGAGAAAUGUUGCGUUUGCCAACAGUACUUCGUCAGAUUAGGCCAGUAUCCAGGGUUCUGGCCCCACACCUUACAAGAGGCUAUGCAAAAGAUGUGAAAUUUGGGGCAGAUGCCAGAGCUCUUAUGCUGCAGGGGGUUGACCUCCUAGCUGAUGCUGUUGCUGUCACCAUGGGACCGAAGGGAAGAACAGUAAUUAUUGAGCAGAGUUGGGGAAGCCCUAAGGUGACAAAGGAUGGUGUGACGGUCGCCAAGGCGAUUGACUUGAAGGACAAAUACAAGAACAUUGGAGCCAAACUAGUCCAAGAUGUGGCAAAUAACACCAACGAAGAGGCUGGAGACGGCACCACAACUGCCACUGUCCUGGCACGCUCAAUUGCCAAGGAGGGGUUUGAAAAGAUCAGCAAAGGAGCAAAUCCUGUUGAAAUUAGGAGAGGGGUGAUGCUAGCUGUCGACGCAGUCAUUACUGAACUGAAGAAAUUGUCCAAACCAGUCACAACACCCGAAGAAAUUGCUCAGGUUGCCACAAUAUCUGCAAACGGAGAUAAGGAAAUAGGUAACAUAAUUUCUGAUGCCAUGAAAAAAGUUGGACGAAAGGGUGUUAUCACAGUUAAGGAUGGGAAAACACUGAAUGAUGAGCUGGAAAUCAUUGAAGGGAUGAAAUUUGACAGAGGAUACAUCUCCCCCUACUUCAUUAAUACAGCCAAAGGACAGAAGAGUGAAUUCCAAGAUGCUUAUCUUUUACUCAGUGAAAAGAAGAUUUCCAGUGUUCAGUCCAUAGUACCAGCUCUUGAGAUUGCCAAUAAUCACCGUAAGCCUUUAGUUAUUAUUGCUGAAGAUGUUGAUGGGGAAGCCCUCAGUACCCUCGUAUUGAACAGACUGAAAGUUGGCCUACAAGUUGUUGCAGUGAAGGCGCCAGGUUUUGGUGACAAUAGAAAAAAUCAGCUGAAAGACAUGGCGAUCGCAACUGGUGGUGUGGUGUUUGGGGAGGAAGGUUUGAGCCUAAAUCUAGAAGAUAUUCAACCUCAUGACUUCGGUAAGGUUGGAGAAGUCAUUGUGACAAAAGACGACUGCUUGCUUCUGAAAGGGAAAGGGGAUAAAGGUUCGAUUGAAAAACGCAUUCAGGAAAUAGUGGAGCAGCUGGACGUCACCACCAGUGAAUACGAGAAGGAGAAGCUGAAUGAACGCCUGGCUAAGCUUUCCGAUGGAGUUGCCGUGCUAAAGGUUGGGGGAACCAGUGAUGUGGAGGUGAAUGAGAAGAAAGACAGAGUUACGGAUGCUCUCAAUGCCACCCGUGCUGCCGUGGAGGAAGGCAUCGUUCUUGGGGGUGGCUGCGCUCUGCUGCGUUGCAUACCAGCACUCGACAGCUUGACUCCAGCCAAUGAGGAUCAGAAAACCGGCAUAGAUAUUAUCAAGAGAACACUAAAAAUCCCAGCAAUGACGAUUGCGAAGAACGCAGGAGUCGAAGGAUCCCUGAUAGUUGAGAAGAUCAUGCAAAGCCCACCCGAUGUCGGCUAUGACGCAAUGCUGGGUGACUUCGUAAAUAUGGUAGAGAAAGGCAUCAUUGACCCAACGAAGGUUGUAAGAACCGCUUUGAUGGAUGCUGCGGGCGUUGCCUCCCUCCUGUCUACAGCUGAAGCUGUGGUGACGGAAAUCCCCAAAGAAGAGAAGGAAGCUGCCAUGGGAGGCAUGGGGGCAGGCAUGGGAGGGGGCAUGUUCUAAUCCUGGGGGGUACCUCAGUGUGCCUCAGGGACUAGUCUCAAUGGUGACUUGACAGUUUGAACUUCAGGCCUUUGUGAGGGGCAGGGCAAAGAGUCACUGCAGAAGGAACGGCGUUCACAGAGUCAUUGUAACAUUAGUUACUGGAUUUCAGUUGACACGUGAAUAAUCAUUUACGGUCAUUGUCCAUGCUUACAAAUAAUUUAUUUUGUACUUUGAAUAAAAAGACAUUUGUACAUUCCUGACACUGGGCGCAAGAUCCGUGUGCCGAUGUGCUCUAACCUUAAAUCAGUAGAAGUACUUACAGAGUUCUGUUUAAAUCAGAAUUUAUUGGUGCUUGCCAUGAAAUCUGGAAGCCAUUGUGUGCAGAACUGAAUUGAAAAAAUGUGUACAAAGUAGACAAAUAUACAAUUAUGUGACAACUUUGUGUAAUAAAAGAUUAUUCAAAAACUA